AUGUCUAAAAGUUCAUCCUCCUUCGUGCUAUUUUUGAUAUGUGCAUAUGUAGCAGCUUUUGCAUGGUCUUGGGGUCCAUUGGCAUGGCUAGUGCUUAGUGAAAUUUGCCCUCUGGAGAUCCGUUCAGCAGGACAAGCCACCAAUGUCUCGGUUAACAUGUUCUUCACCUUUGUGAUUGGCCAAUUCUUCCUUUCUAUGCUUUGUCAUAUGAAGUUUGGUGUCUUCUUAUUCUUUGCUGGAUUUGUUGUUCUAAUGACUAUUUUUGUAUGCUUUUUUGUGCCUGAGACCAAGAAUAUCCCAAUUGAAGAAAUGAAUCAAGUGUGGGAAAAACAUUGGUUAUGGCACAAGUAUGUCUCAAAUGAUAAUGUUACUAGCAGGAAGAGCAGCAUAACCUAG
Messenger RNA from Dovyalis caffra, 396 nucleotides. The record is from the annotation of a GenBank genome assembly. Lineage: Eukaryota; Viridiplantae; Streptophyta; Magnoliopsida; Malpighiales; Salicaceae.